UCACGGCCCGGGAGGCGGGAUCCGGGAAGGAGGGGACGCGGGGAGGAGGCUCCGCGCCACCGCGAGGGAGGAGGGAGGGCGCGCAGUCCCAGCCCAGAGCUUCAAAACAGCCCGGCGGCCUCGCCUCGCGCCCCAGCCCGUCCGUCCGUCCAGCCGCCAGCGCCCGAUCUGCCUAUUCUGGACCUUGCCUAUAAGUGGGAUCAUAUGCUAUGUGGCCUUUCGUGUCUGGAUUUUUUACCCUCAGCACCCUCGAUUAAUGGCAGGUGAUGCUGACUUUCCAUGUGAGUCCUGAUCCCGGGUCUCCUUUUAUAAAGAUGUAAAGAAGCGAGAACACGCAGCAUCUCUCUCUGGGCUUUAAGCGUGACCCCUCGCCCCACCACACCCUCUGAAAAUGUUGGUGCUCCUGGCUUUCAUCAUUGUCUUCCACAUUACCUCCGCUGCAUUGCUGUUCGUCGCCACCAUUGACAAUGCCUGGUGGGUAGGAGAAGAGUUUUUUGCAGAUGUCUGGAGAGUGUGUGUCAACAACACGAAUUGUACAGAAAUCGAUGCGAACUUUCAGGAUUACGCCACGAUGCAGGCAGUCCAGGCCACCAUGAUCCUGUCCACCAUUCUCUGCUGCAUUGCCUUCCUGAUCUUUGUGCUCCAGCUCUUCUGCCUCAAGCAGGGAGAGAGGUUCGUGCUAACCUCCAUCAUCCAGCUCAUGUCAUGCCUGUGUGUCAUGAUCGCGGCUUCCAUAUAUACAGACCGGCGUGAAGACCUUCACAGGAAGAACCUGGGAUUGUACACCCUUACCCUGGAUGGCAGCUACGGCUACUCCUUCAUCCUGGCGUGGGUGGCCUUCGCCUUCACCUUCGUCAGCGGCCUCAUGUACCUGAUCUUGAGGAAGCGCAAAUAGAACCCCGGGAGCUAGGUUGCUUUUGCUGCAGUACAAAAUCCACAUUCAGAUAACCGUUCUGUAUAUAAUCAAUAUUUUUGUGUGUGGUUUUUCUAGCAAACAUAUUGUUUCCUUUAAAAGCCAAAAAAAAAAAGAUAGAGAGAGAAGAGUUUUUGCAUUCUUGAGAUCAGAGAAAGACUGUGAAGGCUGGGAUUCGGAACUCCUGCCUAUCUGAAGUCUCCAAGAGACAAAGCCCCAAAUGCAGCAAUGCCCAAAUCCAAAAACGUUCAAUGGGAUGUUUCUUAACUGUGGGGUUGUGAUGUGAUGUGAGAAGAGACCAAGAACGCCAGGUCUCGGGGGGCAUCCUUUCUAGGUAUGAGCCACACCAAGCCCCUCCCCCCCCAGCUUAGCCUCCCCUCCCCAUUCUCUCUGUGUUAGGGUUGGAGGUGGGGUAGGGGUGAAGCCUCCUCAGAUGUUUAGCCAAGUUCCAUGUGAGAAACAGGGGUUGCCCUUGCUGUCGUGUCUACAUCCAGACCAGAGCCCUGACCUUCCUGCAAUGGGCUGGGUCCAGAAAGUCCCACCCACCUUUGCUGACAGUGUUACUUGCUUGCUUCCCUUGUUAGGGAAGGUGAUCUUUAACCUGGGGUCGGAUUUAGGCUCACCCUAAGGCAAAGAAUCUCAGCAUGUGAUCCCCAGCAAAUGUAGUAACAGGGGCCCUCCUUAGACCCACGGGGUCAGAGUCUUCAGAGACGGGGCCUGGGCACCUGCAGUUCUGACCAGCUCCUUGGUGACGCGUAGGUGCCCUGAGGCUGAGGACCAUGGCCCCGGGGCCAGGUGAGCAGAGCUGCCUCAUAAAUAUUAAAAAUCUCGUCGUGUCGAGCUGGUGAGGUGCUGGCUGCUGCUGGCUUCAUCACCCCCGGCCUUCCCCGUCUUGCCCACAGCUGCUCACAGGUGGGCCUUCCCAAUAGCAGCCCAAGCCCCGCGUCCCCACAGCAAGACAGCCUAGGGGUGCUGCCUCCCUCCUCCUCUAAGUGGGAAGGCCCGGCCCUUCUCCUCCCGCCCUGCCUUCUAAGGCUGGCCGGCCUCCGCUGACCCCCAUUUCUUAGAGCCUCAGCGGACCCACCCACCAAUCAUUCAGCAGCAUAAAUUGCAGAGGGCUUGGUGCCUGCCCAGCACAGGGGACGCCAUGCGGGGACAGUCUCUCUCCUCUGGGGCUCACCGUCCCGUGAGGGAGGCAGAUGGAAAACUUAGGAAAAGUAAUCACACACCGUGAGGAAGGCAGCGGAGAAUGCAACCACGGGUUCAAAAGUGAGAUGGGCCGAAAUGCCACUCCUUCACUGGCGGUGUGGUCUGGGUUACCCCCAGAGGACACUUCUCUGGAGGGGCCCGGGGUCCUGACUGCAAAUGAAGCCGUGAGAAGCUUCCAGAUUGCCGUGGCUCUCGAACUUCAGCGUGCGCACUGCCCCUCGGGGAACGUGCUUUGCCAGGGUCUGGGUGAAGAGCGCUCCCGCCAUCCGAGGCUGGCCUGCAGGAUGCCGUGGGCAGUUUGCCCUCAGGGGUGGAAGCACUGUGAGCGUGUGGCAAGGCAGGUGGCCCCGGGAAGGGCCUGUGGAAAAGCUCUCCGCACCUCGCUGUCUGUAGCCUCCCGUGUUUCGAGCGCGCUGCUGGGGACGUGUGCUGGGGCCGCGUGUGGGACCUGCCCGCCCCGUCUCCGCGCUGGUGCUAUGUACGUGCUUCUGCACCUGACCUUCAUUGGCCGGGGUCCCGUGGCGCUGGGAAGAUGUCUGGUUUGAGUGAUGUAGGGCCGCCACAGAUACCAGGACAGGAUUCGGUUUUCUCUCCAUCCACUCAUUCACUCAUUCGUUCAUUUUCAACAGACUAUUCAAUGCUUACCAUGUGCCAGGCACCCCCCCUCCCCGAUGGUGUGACCUGCAUCCGGGAGGAAACUGUCCAAACUUCUUACCUGUAGGCAGAACCAGCCCUCACUUGGUGCUUAUUAUCAGUUACUCAAGGACAACCCCAACACAGAAACUUAGCUGAGACAUCCAAGAAGCAAAUAUUAGGACCAAACGUGUUACUCGUAACAACUGUAUUUGGAGGAACUGUAGUUUGCGCCUAUUAGAACAUUUUUAUAUAAAGUACUGUAAUUCUUGCGUGGAGGGGCUAUGGAUGGAGACAGACUAACUUGUUUUGUUACUUGCAUUAAAAUUACUUUGGGUCUCUGUUCA
This is a messenger RNA of Mirounga angustirostris (Northern elephant seal), 3102 nucleotides long. RefSeq names its product epithelial membrane protein 2 (gene EMP2). The record is from RefSeq and is a predicted model, not a curated record. Bases 392 to 895 code for a protein of 167 amino acids. Gene Ontology annotation, molecular function: protein kinase binding. The transcript is spliced from 7 exons. Gene Ontology annotation, biological process: regulation of cell-matrix adhesion; positive regulation of integrin-mediated signaling pathway; cell adhesion. Gene Ontology annotation, cellular component: cytoplasm; plasma membrane. NCBI's taxonomy places the organism in Eukaryota, Metazoa, Chordata, Mammalia, Carnivora, Phocidae.